UGAAAUAUCAGUUACUUGUAGUUGGUAAUGUUGUGUGUGUUCUUUAAGUGAACAGUGUUUUGGAUUACAGAUCAAAAUGGCGUUCGAUGCAGCGACAUAUAUUUUGAUUGCUAUACCAAUAGUAUUAUACAUACUAUACUGGCUAGCAUAUGGUCGGUUUAAAUCUACCAAAUAUGUUGGUCCAGGAAUUGUACCGUUUUUGGGGAAUUAUUGGGACUUGCGGCAAAGUGGCUUCAAUUUACAUACUCUACUGGAAUUUUACUACAAAAAAUAUGGCAAGGUGUACGAUUUCCACUAUCAAGGCGAACCCGUUACUGUUGUUGGUGAAGAAAGCAUUGCAAAAGAAAUUUUGGGGAAAAAAUUUCAACAUUUUCAAAAUAGAAAAUUUUUCAUUGAUCUUCCAUGGCCAUGUGACAACAUGAUCACAUUGCUAAAAGAUGACAAAUGGAAGUACGUUCGUGCAUUGCUUACACCAUUCUUCACUCCACACAGUUUACAAAAUAUGAGUCCAUUAAUCAACAAAGCUGUAGACACCUACUUAGAAAAGUUGGACGAAGUAGAGAAGAAGAAGGAAUCUUUUGACGUUGUUAGUCACAGUAAAGGCUUCAUCAUGGAGACACUGCUCUCAAUAGUAUUUACCCUCGAUUGCCCAAACCAAUCCGAUUUCAACAAGACACUCAUCAAUUUAACGAAGGAGUUUACUCAACCACCUAAGUGGGUUAACACUGUCGCUGCUUUACCGUUUGGGCAACAUCUAGUCAAAUACAUACCUUCAGCGUUUAAGAACCAAUUACAGCCUUUUAUAGACACAGCACUUGGCGUAGUUGCCGGUAGACGAAAAGAGGAGGGUGGAAAAUAUAAGGACGUUCUUGAAGCGUUAUUUAAUGUUCAAAAGGAAGGACCAGAUACCAGUGGUAACGUAUUACUGGACGAAGAUAUCCUGGCACAGGGAAUUGUAAUUUUAACAGCGGUACAUGUCGCGACUAGUUCAACGUUAGCUAUGGCCAUGUAUUAUAUUGCUAAGCACAAACAGGUACAGGAGAAGAUUUAUGAAGAUAUUGGAGCAUUAGCAGGGGAAGAAGGUUUUCCCACGUGGGAAAAUGUAAACAGAGAAAUGAUGUACUUGGAACACGUCAUUGACGAAACACUGCGACUUCAUCCAUCGGCUUAUAUUUUGAUGAGGGAGUGUAAUGAGACAUGUAAAAUCGAGGCGAUGACAUUCGAGAAAGGUUCCAACAUCUUCAUACCGGUGCGCGCAAUGCAUUAUGAUGCGACUUAUUGGGAAGACCCACAAACCUUCAAUCCAGAUCGAUUUAGUGACCCGACUGUAAAGAAAGGGUCCGCCUAUCUACCUUUCGGAGCAGGGCUAAGAAAAUGUCUCGGCUUCCGUAUGGCAAUCAUUGCACUCAAAUUAGCACUUGCAAGAAUCUUACAGCGCUAUGAAAUAACUUUGAAGGACGAUAAAAAUAUUACAACUUCCUCAGAUUUUACCGUACAAGCUACGUCAUCAAUCGACGAACCAAUCAUGUUGCAGCUUAAACAAAGAAGCACGUAAUCAGCUUCUGUUUUUCUCAAUUUUGAGAACGAGACUGCGUUGACAAAUAACAUUACAAAUAACAAGCCAAAAUGGGCAUUUUACAACUGGUGUUUUAAUUUUUAUAAAGAACUCUAAUAUGUUGUAAUAAAUAUUUUUGAAUGAAUUUCAUGUUAGAUGUGUAUUUCAA
Molecule: messenger RNA, 1724 nt
Organism: Hydractinia symbiolongicarpus
Lineage: Eukaryota; Metazoa; Cnidaria; Hydrozoa; Anthoathecata; Hydractiniidae
Product: cytochrome P450 3A8-like
Exons: 6
Coding region: 77-1555 (492 amino acids)
Molecular function (GO): heme binding; oxidoreductase activity, acting on paired donors, with incorporation or reduction of molecular oxygen; monooxygenase activity
Source: RefSeq, a predicted model, not a curated record